This is a messenger RNA of Stegastes partitus (bicolor damselfish), 4527 nucleotides long. It is a transcript of the gene lrrc45, whose product is annotated as leucine rich repeat containing 45. Bases 147 to 1997 code for a protein of 616 amino acids. The record is from RefSeq and is a predicted model, not a curated record. NCBI's taxonomy places the organism in Eukaryota, Metazoa, Chordata, Actinopteri, Pomacentridae. Gene Ontology annotation, molecular function: protein binding. The transcript is spliced from 17 exons. Gene Ontology annotation, cellular component: centrosome; plasma membrane.
CUUCCUGUUUCUGCCAGCUGGGCUCGCUACAACAACAAUAACUGCCAGCAACACAUUGAGUUGUAUCACCGAGUUAAGGGAACAAGUCCCCAGGUACGGAAGGAAGAAGUCCAGAAAACUUGAUGGUAGAAUUGUGGUGACCCAGAAUGGAGGACUUCAGGAGGACAUACGUGCGUCUGUGUAAGGAGGGAGGCCUGGAGCCUCAGGAGAGUAUUGUGGCUCAGCUCCAGGAUAGCAGUGCUGCUCAGGGCUCCAGACUGGACCUCAGUGGACAGAGUCUCUCUGCAGAUACCUGCUCUGUGCUGGCCAGGGCCUUCCAGAAACACACUGUCUUCACAGAGGUGUUGCUCAGUGACUGCAUGCUCAGCGAGGAAGGUGCCAAGAUACUCCUGACUGGAAUGUUUGGCAACACAACAGUAAAAGUCCUCAGUCUAAAGGGUAAUAAUCUGAGGUCAACAGGAGCUGAGAUGUUGGGAAAGUUGUUGGCACAUAACAAGACUCUGCGUCGCCUGGUGUUGGAGUGGAAUGCACUUGGGGUGUGGGAUGAAGCCUUCUCACUCUUCUGCGAUGGUUUGGCCUCCAACACGUCGCUGACACAGCUGGACCUGCGCAACAACCAGAUCAACCACCAUGGAGCAUCUGAGCUCGCUCUGGCACUCAAAUGCAACCACACCCUGGAAGUGUUAGAUCUAAGGUGGAACAACAUUGGUCUGCUGGGUGGCAGGUCCCUGCUCGAUGCUCUUCAGAAAAACAAGAGCAUAGUGCAGCUGGAGAUGGCAGGGAACAAUAUACCCAGUGAUACACUUAAAGCUCUUGAGCAGACUAUAGGGCACAACUCAGACACACAGUCCACUCUGAGAGAGAGCCGCAGCAGGACCCAGGUCCUCAGCAAAGAGAUUCAAACACUGAAGGAGGAGAAGGGCCGACAGUUCCUAAGCUUGAUGGACACCAUCGACAGGCAGAAGGAGGAGAUGGGGCGCUCCAGUCGGUCAACUUUCAUCCAGAUUGGUCAACUCCAGGAAGCUCUGAAUGAGAGAAAGUCAGCUGUCAACUCUCUCACUGCAAAGUUGCAGAUGACAGAAGCUGCUCUCGCCCUCUCUGAGCAGAAAAACCAUAAUAUGGGAGAACUACUGUCUCGAGUGAAGGCUGAGAAAGAAGAACAAAGAGAACGACAGAGCAGAGAGAGGAAGAAAGACCAAGAGGACGGAGCACUCAGAGAGGGAAAGCUCCUCAGAGAGAUCCAGAACCUGACAGAAACCAGUGGCCAAUUUAGGACAAAAGUGGAGGAGAUGGAACGCAGGUGUAAGUCUCAGCAGCAGCAGAUCUUUGAGCUGAAGCAAGAGCUGACCAACUGCACAGCUGAAUUCAAGCUUCGACUAACACAGGCAGAAGACCGCCUGGAAAUAGAGAAGCGAAGGUCCAAACAGGCCCUGGAGGACAUGGACAGUCUCCGGCAGAAAGAGGUGGAUCAUGUUAAUCGUCAUCUCGAAGAGAGUGAGAGAGCUCUGCAAGACCGCAUCUUCAAACUGGAGGGACAGCGGAUUCAACUGGAGGAGGAGCUGAGUAAAGCUAAAGCAGCAUGUGUGACAGAGAGGGCCCAGGCAGAGGAGGAGCUGGGAAGAGUGAGAGCUCAAGUACGCCUGGAGGAGGAGUUGUCGGGGAAAGACCAGGAGAAGGUGGCCGAGGUGAGCCGGGUGAGGGUGGAGUUGCAGGAGCAGAUCGGACAUUUACAGGCAGAGAGGACAGCACAGGGAGGACUGAAAGAAAAGAUCAAUGCUCUGGAGAGAGAGCUUAAAGUACUGAGCAGUAACCACAGAGAGGCGCUUCUUGACAAAGACAGUGAGAUGUCUUCCAUGCUGGAGAAGCUGCGGCUGAAAGAGGCAGAGAUCCAGAGGAUGAGGGAGGACGAGGCCAAUAGAGCCAGCUACCUGCAAAGUGCAAUCCUCACCUACGUUCAGGGCUCCCCUCUGGGACACUACAGCAGCCCCAAGAAAUGACCAAGAUACCUCCACCUCAUGUCAGCGGUAACCUCUGAGCUCCAGCGCUGGUGGAACAUGUCAUGAUUUCCUGGACUUAAAGAGUUUAGAAAAAACAGCAACGCCUGGAGUGUAAGAACAGUAUAAUGGAGCAGACAAUCAAUGCUUGGCAAUAAUCAUACCGACAGCAUGAUGUCACAUUGAGCACAUCCAGUCAAGAACUGAAAGUUUAAAAAUUCUCCAACCUCAUGAGAGCUUUUUAGUUUGGUCUCUGUCCUGUUAUGCUGCAUUUUUCUUUAUUGCUACAUUGCCUAAAUACAACUUUAGUCCCAGCACAGGCACUUAGGUAACAGUAAGAAGUACUCAUCUACGAGUAACUUAAUCAGGUUUCAAAUGAGUUUGUCUCAGUAAAGAUGGCAGUACUGCUCAGUCGAAAUAUAAUCAACAUUCACCAGAAGCCUUAGUCUUAUUUGUAUCUGUUGUAAUAACACUGUAUUUGCUUGAAAUAGUCUCACAUUGCCAGCAGUUCUGUAGAACAGAUGUAUGUUUUUGUUUCUUUCAACCAAUCUCAACCAUACUGGGUGGAUGGGGGAAUUGGUUUGGUGGAACAUUUGCAUGCAGGAAGCAAGCAGUAUAAUUAUAAUGGAUAAUUUAACAAAAAAUCCUCGCAGGGCUGUCUUAGUGCAUGAUCCAAAUCUUCUUUAAAACUAAAAAUUUUCAGUGUAGGAGGUUGCCGGGGGUUGCAGAGAUUGUUGUUGCUGUUUCCAGCAUUGAACUGGAUUUUGAAAACAGUAGAUGUAAAUAGUAGUAGGGGAGGAGAAAGCCAGCCAUGUGAAAUGCACAACCACUGGCAGGCUUUUACCUGCAGCCUACAUCAGGUCAAACACACUGUUGCUUAAGUAACAGCUGAGAUCUGGGAACACUGUGAUAUCACUGUGAAGAAGUCUGACAGAUCAUAUAAGACAUGCAGUCAGGUAUUCAGCUCAUCCAGAUGAUCUACAACACUUCAUUUCCUGGUGAGUUCAUCUGAAAUAUUAAUAACAACUGCUCAUUGACAACGUUGAAGCAGGAAGUGUCUGUGUGAAUUGUGGUGAAUGUUUUACAUUCAGUUAGGGUAAUACCUUUACUCUUCACCUAAUGCCACAAUUACACUUUGCGAAAGAUGUCUGAAACAACUUUGCAGACCUAUGCAAAGUAGCCUCCUAUGGGUUACUGUAUGUCACAGAGGCUCCCAGAGGAGCUGACACACACACCUCCCAAAUCCAGUCCACCAAGCUAAAUGGUUAAUUCUGCUCCUGUUAAAAUGCAAGUUCAAGUCUGACAUGAAUACAUUUUUAAACUGACUAGAGUAUUAAAGAAACCACCACGUAAACGUAUCCCAGUCACCCUGUGAACACUUUCCUGCAUUGAUCUCAGUGAAGUGUAAGCCUUUGGAUGUCUUUCAGUUGAGUCUGCAUACUCUGGUCCCAGGGCCACACCACUGCCUCAACCUGUUUUGUUUAGUAAUUCAGUAAAGUCUGGUUCUCUGACAAACAGUUAAUUAAUCAGAUGAAAAAUGACAAGGUCAAAUUCCUACACUGUUAGCCAGCUCUAUAGCUAAAUCAAUGAUAAAACAACAAGAGCAAUGUGCACAAAACUUAUAACAGUUGUGGAUGAGACUGAUGCCCUUGUCCACCCUGAACGUGACAUAUUUUGUUGAUUGUUGUAGAAAACAGCUUCUUCUGUAUGAGCUUUACUGAUCCAUCACUUGCUAUUGAUUGGUUAGGGCAAAUCAUAACAGAAUACUACAGUGUCAUGAACUAAAUUCCAUCAAUCCAACCAACCAUCCAACAGCAACUCUGCAGUUUUUUUUUAACUUAAUGUUUACAAACAUGUUUUGUGUUAACAAUGUGUUCAAAUAUGAUAAAUAUGAAACAGACAAACACAAAACACAGCACGUCACAAAAGUGUCCUUUUCAGCCCUCGAAACGCUGUUUAAGAGCUUGUAAAACAGCAACACUAGUUUUUCAAACUCAAUGUUUGACACGGUUUGGGUUCACAAGAUGUUCAAAUCUGAUACUUGUUCGCUGUGUAUAGCAUUGCAGAAAGAUUUAGACAUUUUGGAAAGAGGUCAGAGCUACAUGCGAGAGGAUCUUUUCAAAAAGAAUUCCACUUGACCCUAAUUUGUUUUUUUAUCGGUAUCUAUCCAAAUAAGCAUAAUUACAACAAACAUUACCUGAUGCUGAUGAACCUCAGCUACGUAACUACUAAAAUAUUCUGGAAAAAAACUGUCAGACUAAAUAUCACAGAUUGGAUAACACACAUGAUGACAAAUCUUCCAUUUGAGAGAAUUGCAUAUACACUCAGGGACAGGCAUGAACAGUAUGGGGAGGUUUGGGGACCCUUUGUAAAAUAUGUGGAGGUCAUGAAUUUGACAGAGUCAAGCUGACGAGCAGUUUGUUUGUUGAUGUGUUAUAUUUUCCAUUGUGGUUGGGGUUUUUUGUUGUUGUUUUUUGUCUGUUCUUUUUUGUAAAUAAGUGUGAAUAUUGAAAUAAAGAUAUUGUUAUAGUUA